This is a messenger RNA of Kwoniella shivajii, 1005 nucleotides long. RefSeq lists its product as uncharacterized. NCBI's taxonomy places the organism in Eukaryota, Fungi, Basidiomycota, Tremellomycetes, Tremellales, Cryptococcaceae. The record is from RefSeq and is a predicted model, not a curated record. The coding region runs from base 1 to 1005 and encodes 334 amino acids. The transcript has a single exon.
AUGCCUCACUUGACUCAAUCACCAUUAUCAUCGCCUUCAUUGAGGACCAUUGCUCAUUCACAAUUUCGUACAUCUUAUUUCCCACCUGUACCUAAUGCGCCUCAUUCCUAUCAUGGUAGAGUACCACCUACCCCUCACUCCUCGUUGAACGUCGUUCAUCAUUCACCUCAACCUAAUCUUGGUUCUCCUUUAGUGGGAUGCUUGAAACAUACACAACAUAUCAGUAGCAGAGCGGCACCUUCAAAUGGUAGCUUUACCAAUACCAAUACCAACUCAAAUGAAGCUACGGGUCCUUACCAUAGGGGCGGUGGCGAAUAUGAUCAUACAUAUAUCAAACCAGCAAUGAAAAGUUUGAACAUAAAUGAGAAAAGAAGAACCUCACUCAAAGUUUCCCAGAUUCCUUUCAGUAGUAAUAACAAUCAAUCAAGAGGUAUUCACACUUCUUCCCUCAAUCGCGCACAGGUCCAAUCUCACUCUCAAGCUCAUAGUAGGAUGAACAACGUUCCAUCUCAUUUAGUCGAAGGAAUAGAAACUAAGCAGAGAAGACCUUCUUUCAAGAUCGAACUACCACCUAGACCAGUUACUCAUUCAUCGUCUACUAACCCUAUGAUGGGUCAAAUGCAAAUGGUCGAAUCACCAAUCUCUCAGAACCAAAAUCAAAUUCAAAAUUGGUCUUCUUUCACUCCACCAGCUGUGGCACCAUCCGGACCCAAAUUUACAGAUCCAUUCCAAGGUGCUACAUACGAUUAUCCAGCUGGUGGAUAUAUGAUUCUUAGGGCACCUACCAAGGUCCCAGGUAACUUCUUUGACGAAUUUCCCAGUCCCACACAACAAACUCAAGAAUGGGAAGGUAUAGGUUUAGGUUAUUCGCUCAAUAAACGAGUUGCAACCCCUUGGUUAAGAUCAAAGGGUGAUGAAGAAGAAUGGCUCAAGGCAGAUGAUUUAGAAAGUGUGGAUGGGGCUAGAGAAGUCGAAAAAAGAAUAAGAGGUCUAGGUGUAGCAUAA